Messenger RNA from Symbiodinium sp. CCMP2592, 603 nucleotides. NCBI's taxonomy places the organism in Eukaryota, Dinophyceae, Suessiales, Symbiodiniaceae. The record is from the annotation of a GenBank genome assembly.
AUGCAUGCUUCAUAUUUCCUGGACACCGUUGGCUCCGGCUCGAGAUAUUUUUUCAAUCCUUCGCCCAACAAGAGCCUCCUGGCAUCUCCCGGCGCAGGACGCCAGAAGAGAAUGAUUACAGGAGGUCCUCGGAAUCAGUCCUCUGUGCCAGUUCCUGAAGAGGGGUACAUCCCCCUGAAGAGCAUGGCCAUGACGAUUCCUCUUCCUGCGGGCCUUCUCAAGUUCGAGCCUGGUGCAGUAAUUCCGAGCUUCCGGGCCUCAGCAGAAGGGGAGUCACCGGCCACAGCCAGCACAAACACAUCCUCCCCUUUGCCAGACGUUCCACUGCACAGGAAGUCCUUCUUCACUGCCAGUGCUACAGAAAAGCUUCAGCUUCAUAAAGCCGGGCAGUGCUAUCCGUGCGUGGCCUUCGCUUUCAAAGCGGCUGGGUGCUAUAAGGGCGACAGCUGUUCACACUGCCAUUUCUGUACUGCCUCCGAAGCGACCCAACGAAGAAGGCAGCUGCAGGCAGCGGCGCGGCAGCAGAGGAGGAAGCAGCGACCGGCAGACCCAGGGAACGAAACGACAGCCCGCAUUCUUGCGGGCGAGUCCUUCUGGCUUUGA